Trachemys scripta elegans is the source of this 1566-nucleotide messenger RNA. RefSeq names its product fumarylacetoacetate hydrolase domain containing 1 (gene FAHD1). The transcript has a single exon. Gene Ontology annotation, cellular component: mitochondrion. Gene Ontology annotation, molecular function: acetylpyruvate hydrolase activity. The record is from RefSeq and is a predicted model, not a curated record. Lineage: Eukaryota; Metazoa; Chordata; Testudines; Emydidae. Bases 153 to 824 code for a protein of 223 amino acids.
CCUGUAGUCCUAUACAACUCUAUGGUUUUCAGCUGAGAGCAAGUGGAUUGGUGCAGAAAGAAAUGUCUCCUCUGGCCAGCCGUAGCUGUCAGAUGAGUGUUCUGCCCUGGUCACAGUUCAUCAGCUGACACAGAGGGAAGUUUGCAGGGAUCAUGGCUUCGUCCAAAUCUUUGGCCAAGUUCUGGGAAUGGGGCAGAAACAUCAUCUGCGUAGGGAGGAAUUAUGCAGAGCAUGCCCAGGAGCUGAAAAAUGCUGUCCCCAGCGAGCCCCUUUUUUUCCUGAAGCCUUCCUCAGCCUAUGUCCAGGAAGGAGACCCCAUUAUCAAGCCUUACUACUGCAACAAUCUGCACCAUGAGGUGGAGCUGGGAGUGGUGAUUGGGAAGAAAGCCCAUGCUGUCUCCCAGAAGUCUGCUAUGGACCACGUGGCAGGUUAUGCCCUGUGCUUGGACAUGACAGCCAGGGACACCCAAGCUGAGUGCAAGAAAAAGGGCCUUCCUUGGACCUUAGCCAAAGGCUUCAAUACGUCGUGUCCGGUGAGUGAUUUUGUGCCCAAGGAAAAGAUACCAGACCCACACAAGCUGCAGAUCUGGCUCAAGGUAAAUGGUGAGCUGAGGCAAGAAGGGGAAACCUCUUCUAUGAUUUUCUCUAUCCCCUACAUCAUCAGCUAUAUCAGUGAAAUCAUCACCCUGGAAGAAGGGGAUCUGAUUUUGACAGGUAGCCCCAAAGGUGUUUCUGCUGUCCAGGAGCACGAUGAGAUACAAGCUGGAAUACACGGCAUCCUCAGUAUGCAGUUUAAGGUGGCACAGCAAUUGCGCCAAUCUUGAUGGGGGAAUCUGUCGUUUCGUUUUGGGGAGCACUCUACAGCUGCCUUUUAAAACAGCCAAAGAAUGAAGAAAUACCUAGAUGUGUGUUCCCCAGCAGCCUAAAAGAAUGUAUCGCCCAAUCCUCUUGGAAACAAUGAAGAAUCAAACGUACUGAGCUAAAUUAGGUUCUGUGAGCCUUCUUAUAAAGGCCCCAGAUAAGGACUACCACUGUUGUGACGGUCAAGCUUUCCACAUUUAUUGAAUGGCACACAGAUCCAGCUAAAAAUAUGUAUAUGGUAGAGAGGCACUCAAGCAAUCUGGUUAAUGUGUUAUAUUUAAAGGAAGCAGCUUUAAAAAGGAGAGCUGGGAGUGUGUGAGAGAAAGGGAAUUGUUGUGAUGAAACACCAGUUUAGGAAGUACUCUAAUGAAAUCGGUUUAAAAUAAAUGUUCUGUCAUACUGUUUUUGCUCUAAUCCUAAAACUAAUGUAGUGCUCCAGGCAUAUUGUCUUUAAAAUAAACAUUGAUUUUUUGCUAAGGCAUGAAGAGGCCCUUGGAAAUAAGUGUCCACAAAUUUAAAAUUGUUUAAGAAAAUCAGCAUUAUUGUCACCACUUUUUUUUUUUUUUUUUUUACUGUCCAUUAAUUUUUUGGUGGGGCAAGGUGACAUUAUAGGCACAUGAAAUUUGGUCUUGUUAAAGGAAAGAUUCUCUGUGGUAUACUGCACCACAGGUGCAUGUUUGCUUCUUUUAUGUGACUGUCAUUAAA